AUGUGCGCACAUGCAGGGUUCUUGCUGGGGAGCAGAGAGACGCUGCUGGAGACCAAGGACGGCGGACGCACGUGGGAGCCGCGUUCCGUAGCAGCAGCCAAGGACGAAGGCUUCAACUACCGCUUCAACUCCAUCUCCUUCAACGGCAAGGAGGGCUGGAUUGUGGGCAAGCCGGCGAUCCUGCUGCGCACGACCGAUGGAGGGGACAAUUGGGAGCGAGUGCCGCUGUCUGCCAAGCUGCCGGGCAACCCGGUGCUCAUCUGCGCGCUGCCCGGAGAGCCCGGCCGGGCAGAGAUGACCACCGACCAGGGUGCGGUGUAUACAACCAGCAAUGGAGCGUACACCUGGACAGCGGCUGUGCAGGAGACCGUGGAUGCCACUCUCAACAGAACAGUCUCCUCUGGCAUCAGCGGCGCGUCGUACUACGAGGGAAGUUUCUCGAACGUGCAGCGCAGCCCCUCGGGUGACUACGUGGCAGUGUCAUCGCGCGGCAACUUCUUCCUCACCUGGUCCCCCGGGCAGACCUACUGGCAGCCCCACAACCGCCCCACGGCGCGGCGGGUGCAGAACAUGGGUUGGACCCCCAGCAACAGCUUGUGGCUGGCAACGCGCGGAGGGGACGUCUACCUGAGCCCCGAGUCUGGAAUCUCCGAGCGCUUUGACCAGGCCAAGCUGGGCUCGCGCGGAUUUGGCAUCCUCGAUGUCGGGUUCUCCCCGAGCAAGGUGGGCUACGCGGUGGGAGGCAGCGGGACACUGCUCAAGUCAGAGGACAACGGUGCCACGUGGAAGCGCGACCGCUCGACAGACGGCAUCGCCGGAAACCUUUACGAAAUCAAAUUCACCGAGUCCGGCUCCGGAUUCAUCCUCGGCAACGACGGCAUCCUGCUGCGCUACAUUGCCGCCUGA
This is a messenger RNA of Coccomyxa subellipsoidea C-169, 906 nucleotides long. Its product is annotated as photosystem II stability/assembly factor HCF136. NCBI's taxonomy places the organism in Eukaryota, Viridiplantae, Chlorophyta, Trebouxiophyceae, Coccomyxaceae. The transcript is spliced from 6 exons. Gene Ontology annotation, molecular function: protein binding. The record is from RefSeq and is a predicted model, not a curated record. The coding region runs from base 1 to 906 and encodes 301 amino acids.